Gilbertella persicaria is the source of this 1406-nucleotide messenger RNA. RefSeq lists its product as uncharacterized. Gene Ontology annotation, cellular component: nucleus. Lineage: Eukaryota; Fungi; Mucoromycota; Mucoromycetes; Mucorales; Choanephoraceae. The transcript has 2 exons. The coding region runs from base 186 to 1280 and encodes 364 amino acids. Gene Ontology annotation, molecular function: DNA-binding transcription factor activity, RNA polymerase II-specific; RNA polymerase II transcription regulatory region sequence-specific DNA binding. The record is from RefSeq and is a predicted model, not a curated record.
AUCAUGUCAUGUGGCUUAGAGCUAGUCACAAAAAUGAAAAAAUCAACAAAAAAGUGGGGGUCCCUUUUUUUUGUCCUUUCGUCAUCCACUUCUUCUUGUUACGUCGACUUCUUCGUCAUCAAAAAAGUUAUUCCCGACUAUUAUCCAAUUAAAUAAAACGCAUAUAAUAUCAACUAUUAGUUCACAUGUCUGAAGCAUCUUCUCCUAUCUCAAACGAAAACAAAGGCUUUGACUUGGCUGGUGUAAAGCGUUCUGCAGAUGAACCCAAUGAAUCAAGAGACUCGAAAUCAGCCAGAUUGGAAGACGUAGCGAAAACAACUGAAGGUAGUUCACAAGACAAUACGAGUACUACUGGACCUGUUGAAGAACCAUCAACAGUGACUGAACAAGCCAAUCCAUCACCUACGCCAUCUAACAGUCAUCCCACGACAGAUGCACCAGAAGAAAACAACACAUCCAACAGAACGCUGUUGACGAUACAACAACAUCCUCCUCCAGCUGCUUUGCAUCUACUUAGUGAAUCGCAACAACAACAACUUAUUCAAUCCUAUGUUCAUGCACAAGGUCAUCCUGAUUUGGCUAACCUGACAGCUUCUUCUUUGGCACAAGCCAUGGUGUCACCUAUUGCUGUGCCCACAUUGGCCUCUAACUUAUUGCAGCAGCUUCAACAAGGCGGUAAUGUAAUCACAGCCUUACCUGGUCCACCUCCACAAUUACCCCACCAUUAUCAUGCACAACCACCCAAUCACCCGGCUGAUUUGACUGAAGGUAAUGCGACUACAGGCAAUAAGCGAGCCAAUUCACGUAGCUUGUCCAAUGAUGAGCGACGUCAACGCCGUUUGUUACGAAACCGUGUGGCUGCUAAAGAAUGCCGUAAAAAGAAAAAGCAACAUAUUCAUGAAAUGGAAGAAAAGAUUGUUAAAUUGGAAGAAGAAAAUGCCAAGUUGGCUAAAGAAGUGGAAGAACUCAAGGCCAAGUUAUCUUUGGGUGCAAUGCAAGGAUCAGAAGGUUAUCGUUUAAUGAAGGAAGUGGAAGAAUUGAACGCUAAAUUAGGUAUGAGUGGUGCCUUAUCUUCCAACAAUUUAAACAUGGCUUCCAUCAAUAAUCAACCUUCUAACAACAACAACAAUACCGAGACUGAAACACAAUCUACAGAACCCAUUGCUCCUCUAGAUUCCACUUCUACUACUACUACUGCUUCUUCUACUACUCCUUCUACUUCUCCUCCACCUCCUACUUCUCAUGCCACAUCUACUGUAGCAGUUUCAACAGGAAUCUAAUCCAUACUAUCUUUAAUUAAAAAGUGGAAUAAGCCAAAUCAUCCUCAGAAGACUAUAUACAUAUAUAAAAUGGAAAUGAGUCUAUAUGUUGAUAAAAUAAAAUGCCUUACAUCUUCAUCAUAAUUU